This is a messenger RNA of Salvia hispanica, 1407 nucleotides long. RefSeq lists its product as uncharacterized. The record is from RefSeq and is a predicted model, not a curated record. Gene Ontology annotation, molecular function: zinc ion binding. NCBI's taxonomy places the organism in Eukaryota, Viridiplantae, Streptophyta, Magnoliopsida, Lamiales, Lamiaceae.
AUGGAGAAGAUCAAAGCCAACCCUCACAUUCCACUGGCAGCUAUACGGCAGUGUGUCGAUGAAGAUUUUGGGUUGAAGAUAGGUAGGAUGAAGGCAUAUCGGGCCAGAGAGCAUGCACUGGACGACAUAUUCGGCUCUGCGGCUACCCAAUACAAGAACUUGUUCUACUACAAAGUCGAACUGGAGCGGACGCACCCUGAUUCCAGCGUACAUAUACAUUAUGAGAAUUCGAGGGAUUCUGGAACCGUGGGUCCGAGAUUCCUGAGGUUCUAUUGCUGUCUAGGUCCAUUGAAAAAGGGAUGGAAGCAGUUCUGUCGGCCAAUUAUAUUCUUCGACGCUUGUUUCUUGCGAGGAAUGUACAAAGGACAGCUCAUGACAACAAUGGGAAUUGAUCCCAACAAUGGCUGGUGGCCGAUUGCUUGGGCUGUGACUGAGACCGAGAGCUAUGUUCAGUGGAAGUGGUUCGUGGAAUACUUGUCUGACGUCCUUGAGUUGCAUGCAAAUGACCCACGAUAUGUGUUUAUGUCUGACCAACAAAAGGGUCUUGCUAAGGUGAUUGUUGAGGAAUUCCCACAGAGUGAGCAUCGCUUCUGUGUUCAGCACAUAUACAACAAUUUCAAGAAGAGAUCGUCGGGGAAAAUUUCAAAGAAUGGUUGUGGGAAAUUACUUCGAAUCGAGUAUCCCCAGGCACAUCAGUGGCUGACUGGAGUUGCUCCCAAAGAAAAGUUGCAUUGGCUCGAGAGAAAGCAAUUAUCAGCAUGUUGGAGGACAUUCGCUCCAGUCAGAUGGAAAGAAUUCAGAUCAGAGGGCCAGUGGAUCAAAAUCUACGAUCACGCAGUCCCUCCUGUUAUCAAGGAGCUUGUGGAUAAGUGGUACUCGCAGGCUUCAUCGUGGAGGGCUACUUGGAACGGAGAGUCUUCGUACCAAGUAACAGGGCCGUCUGGAUUGUGGCAGCUAACAGGAAUCCCGUGCACUCAUGCUAUCGCAACAAUCAACAAGAAUGGCGAGGAUGUGACAAGAUACGUCUCCCGCUAUUAUUUGAAGUCAACAAUGAGCAUGUUGUACGAAAAUGUCUUUUACCCAAUCAAUGGGGUUGACAAUUGGCCCAAGAGUUCUUAUGGUGCAUUGGAACUGGCACCCCCGAGGUCAAAGCGACAGCGUGGUAGGCCGAAGAAAUUGAGGCGUGAGGAGCCCCAGAUUCGCCUUCAUGCGGACGGAGAUGCUCGUGCGGCGGUUGGGGAGAGUUCGCAACACACCGGGUCGCGUGAGCGUGGUGAGAGUACUUUUCCUGAAUCGUCAAACAAUCGCCAACGCCAAGAGCCUAAUGUUUCUGAUCCGGGACCUAGCACUCGGACCAGAGCCAGGACUCACCCUCAGCGAUGUGGUCGCCGCGGUGAUCAAGAUUGA